AUGCUGAUCAGUGUACUUUGCAUCACGUUCGAUAGGGUACAGAAUCGACCAAAGGCAGAUGUUUGUAGAAAGUUCAAAUCGAUGAGCAUUGCUGACAAACCUAACUCUGGUAACAUCUACCAAGAUCAAGCAGGUUCAUGCAGUCCUAAGUCUUAUGACAGAACGCUUGACAACAAUGAGGGUCUCAUGCAAUACAACUACGUCAGGUGGAUGGCAGGCUACCAACGCAACUUAAGUCUCAUCACAGAUCAAACUGUUAUGAACAACGCCCUUUACUGCUCAAUUUACUGUGCAUCGAUAAACGGUAUCACACAUGAUCCUAAUCCUUCUGAUAAAUGCUAUACUAAAUAUGCUGCCGACGGAUGCGGAAGUUCUAACUUAGCAAUGUCAUAUAACUCUAUUUCUAGAAGAGCUCCUGGAUUUGUUAUGCAAUUGCUUGAUGACUAUAUAGAUGGUCAAGACAUUGACGGUCUUGGUCACCGAAGAUGGAUGUUAAGUCCUUAUACGGUUAAAACAAUGUUUGGUGCAGCGUCAAAUGUAAAAACGCAAACUUACUAUGGGCGAGUUUACACGUAUUAUGUCAACUAUUUCACUAUGAGUACUUUCGAUUCAGGUUGUACUGUAAAUCCACCACCAGAAACUCUCCCAUUCUAUGCAUGGCCUCCACCAGGUUUCGUACACAGUGGUCAUGUUUACAAGAUUUUCAGUUUCUCACAUGAAAACUUGAGGUCAAACCCUUCUUUAGUAGUUAAAGUUGAUGGUGUUACAAAGUCAACACAGACAUACUUUGCUAGUUACAGUUAUAUGGAACCACCUUCUUUAUCUUUCACCUUCGAUGGUGUUGAUAACCUAGUUAACAAGAGAGUUGAUGUGAAAGUCACAUCAGGUUCAAACACCUGGGAAUACACAAUUUAUCCUGUUGACUGCAGCACAUGGACUGAACCAUCAUCUGAUCCAUCAAAACCAUCAUCGAAUCUAGCGAAUCCAACAGCAAGUUCUCCUAAAACAGAAGCAGGAAAAUCACAAACCUCAACUUCAAGCGGAUCAAAUUCACAAGAUGAUGCAGAUCAAAGCAAAGGAAAUACUGAUAAAAAUGGCAAGAAGAAUAUCCCUCUUAUUGUUGGAAUUUGCGUUGUUGUUGUUACACUCAUUGCAAUUGUUGUUGCGGUUACAUUUAUUAUCAUUAAGAAGAGAGCAAAUGCAGAUGAUCAUUCUGAGGUUCAGAAAAGCUUUUUGGUCUAA
Messenger RNA from Trichomonas vaginalis G3, 1242 nucleotides. RefSeq lists its product as uncharacterized. The coding region runs from base 1 to 1242 and encodes 413 amino acids. The transcript has a single exon. The record is from RefSeq and is a predicted model, not a curated record. Lineage: Eukaryota; Parabasalia; Trichomonadida; Trichomonadidae.